ACCUUUUGCACUGGUAUAUUACCGCCGUAUUUCUCUUUACCUACACUAAAAGUCAAAUAAGAUGUCCUGCAAUAAGGUGUGCUGCUAGUUGCCCUCAUGGUUUUGCUAAAGAUGAAGCAGGUUGUAACACAUGUAACUGCGUGAAAGUUGAACCAAAAAAGAAAUUGUGCUCACCUAUUGCUUGUCUGUUACGGUGCGAAAAAGGCUUGGCAAAGGACGAAAAUGGCUGUCCGAUGUGUAAAUGCAUUGGACCUUGUGAUAAUAAAGAGUGCGGGAAGGAUGAAUUAUGCGUGGAAAAGGAAGUAGCUUGUCUCAGCCCACCGUGCAACCCAGUAGGAGAAUGUUUAAAAACGAAAGACUCUGGAACACAUAAUAGACGUCCUUGCCCUAUACAAGAAUGUGUCAUGGCAUGCCGGUAUGGACAAAAACUCGAUGAGAACAAUUGCACAAUUUGCGAAUGUGCCAAUAUUUGUACUGAUCAUCAGUGUCCAUCAGACGCGAACUGCACUGAAGACAAAAGUCAUUGCGGAGAGGGUGAAGCUUGUUACCCUAUUCCAAAGUGUAUACAAUCGGAAGAAACCCAAACUACUUUUAUUCCUUCAUUAACUACAAGUUUAAUUAAGAACGGAGAGGAAAUAGUUGAAGAGUGCGAGCCAGAAAAUUGUCAAAAACCCUGCCCACACGGCUACAAAUUGGAUUCUAAGGGUUGUAGAACGUGCGAAUGUAUAGAUAUCUGCAAGGAUGUUGUUUGCGAAGGGGAGAGUUAUUGCAAAGUUGAAAAGGACUGUGCUGACGGCCAUUGUAUAUACUAUCCAGAGUGUAAAGAACCCGUCGUUUGUCCACAAAUAAUAUGCGAUUCCAGUCAAUGCGCAUAUGGAUUAAAGGAAGUGGACGGUUGCGCAAUAUGUGAUUGCGCGUCUGAUCCUUGCCAGAAUGUCGUUUGCGCAGACAGGAGUGUAAAUUGUUCUACCGAUUGCUCUCAAGAACACACCUGCAAACCAAUUUGUAAAGUAAUUAGUAAUAUAGCUGAUCACAGGCCAAGGUUUUUGAUAUCAAUAAAAGCCAUAAUCGUUAUUUGUUCUGGCUGUAUUGCAUUGAUUUUAAUGUCAAUUCUCUUUGUAAUUUUCUUGUGUGUUAAAAGAAGAGAUAGUCAUCAAUCGAAAUUUGUGAUUCAAAAUGAAAGUCAAAGUACAAAAGUUUAAAAUAUAUAAUGAAGAAUAUUUUUAUUUGUUAAUAAAUUAACAAUAAAUUGCAUUUAUUCGAAUUUACUGUACAUCAUUUACUUGUAUUAUUAUCAUUUUGAACAAUUAAUUUUUAUAUGUCUCUCUCUUUCAUUCGUAUUAUCAAACUAAUUCAUAGUUGAAUGAUAAAUAAGUUUACUGGAAAUCAGUAAAAAAAACAAUUUAUGUAAAUUAUGAAAUCAGGACAUAACAAAUAGCGUACUAUGUUCCCUUUUCAAAAGUAGUUCAAUACAGAUGUUCAAAAUCACACAAGACUUUGCAUUGGAGGGUUUUUUUUGUCAUAAUUUCUAACAUAUAACUGAAUACCGUUGUUAUUUUCAAAAAAGAGGUCAGAAGAUAAGUCAAAAACAUUGUCUAUAUCGAAGUAGACAUUUAUACAUUUUCAUAGAGUUCUAGAGUCUCCAUCUGCAGGCUAAAGAAUAAUUUUCAGUGAUUAUUUCACUACGUUACCAUAAUACAAUAGAUAAUUAACAAUAAAAACAUUGCAGAAUAUUAACAUUACAUGAAAUUUUAACUUUAAUAGAAUUUAAACGAAAAUUUCUACAAGAGAUAUAUAGAAAGUGAUAGAAGAAGGAUUUUAUAGGAUUCGCAUCAACACAAUUCCUCUUUGGAAUACAGCAGACAGAAAUAUAAUUAAUAAGGCUGAAAGCAACAGAAAAAAUGAACAUGAUAAAACUACAUGACAUUUAUUAUGAUAUAAAUAAAAGCCUUUUAAUAACAAUCCAAGUAUCUAUAUAAAAUAAAAACCUACUUGAGUAUCAAGUUUAAUUACUAAAUAUGACUUGAAACAAGGUUUCUUAUACAAUAUAAAAAAGUAAAUUACAUUCGAGAUAUACAUUGCUAUUUGUACAUUAUUCCUUGUUUUUUAUAUAUAAUUCUUCAAGUUUUAAAACAUUGUCUCUUCAUAAAAACAGCGGAAUACAAAAAAUAAAGAUAAUCAUAACUAAAACAGCAUAUUCAAUAAUUUAAUUAAAAGAUAAUAUUGAAAUAAAUCACGAAUAAAUGCUUCUUCUUCUUUUCUUUUUUUAUUAUUAUUAUAGAUUUCUUUUUAUAUUAAAUCCACAAAAUACUAAAUAUCUUAGGCGUUCUCUAAAGUUGUAUUUUUCUUUCUCUUUAACCUCUUCAUUUCUAGGUACAACAGUCCUUGACUUGUAAAACGAAAAAGAACUCAAAAGUUAUUUCGUAAUCAUUCUCCCCUACAUGAUUAAUAUAUAAAUCAUAAUGUCCUUUUCAUCCUAUAAUCUUCUAAGAAAAUCACCUAGUUUUUAAAUCUUAAUUAUCAGUCAUUCAAAGAGUUGGAUAAAGUAAAAAGAAAAAAAGAUUAUUAAAAUUAGAAAUUAAUAAAUGACUCUUAUCUUUAAUGAUGUUCAACAAAAUGAAUGAAAAUCGACAUACGUUGUAAGAAUCGUCGAAACAAUUUCGACACAAGAUUAUAUAUAAGAAUUCCUAUUGUUCCAAUUUAAGUCAUUUAAUGUAGUAUUUUUUCGUGUACAUCUGACAACUAAAAGAAUGAAACUUAUUAUAAACAAGAGUGGAAUCAUCACAAGAACAACUAUGAGGGCUAUGUUGCUAGAGUUACCAUCCUCAGCUUCUCCAUCAUCGCUAUAAAGUUUUAUAUAACGUAGAGGGGUUAGUAGCUUCUUUUGAUUUACUUCAACAGAGUAAAAAAUUUUCUUUGUCAGAGAACAAUAUUCCCUUUCAGGUGUAAAACAUUUAACUUGUUUAAAAUCGAGACACUUUCUCGACUUUUCAUCAAAUAUUAGCUGCUUCGAGCAAGAUUUCUCCGACCAGAAUAAUCCUGAUGAUCCGUUCUCACAGAUUAAAUACUUGGUACAGUUACUCUUAUGAGGUCUUCUAGAACCUUCUUUACAUGGUAGAAAUAGUUCUAUACAUUCCUGACCAUUUUCCUUUGCUUUAAUGUUGUCCGCUCUGGUAACAUUAGAUGAAGUAGAUAUUCCACGAGAUAAAUUCAUAAUAGAAAUGAUUAAAACAAUUGAAUAAUAUAGUUUGUAGUACAUUUUGCAAUUUUUUAGUUAACCAGGAAGAUAUCUAUGCAGUUGCUAGAAUAAUCUGACUAAAACCUUGCAUUGAAUAGAUUAUAUAGAUUCUACUUUCUCUUCUUCCAUUGUGUCUAUUGAAAUAUUUAUUUUAAUAUAUUUCCACUUAACUGAUAUCUAAUAAAAAACAGAAUUCAACAUUUAAAGAUGUGUUUAAGAGUAUUCUGAAAGAUCAUUAUUGAAGAAUGUAUACAAUUUAUUUGAAGAUUUUUAUUUUCUCUUUCAAGCAUACGUUAAUAUAGUUUUUUUUGAUUCUUUCUUAGUAGGAGUCUUAAGCUCUUAUGAGAUCAUAAACGACUGCUUUUGAGCAUGUUAUUUUAGCUUAAUCUCUCUAAAUGACCUGACUUUUUCAAUAUUCAAUGAAUUUUUUUAUAAUAGAUAAUUUAUCCUCACUGCAAGCGACGUAACUACGAUAAAGAGGUUACAUUGCGUAGUACAUAG
Messenger RNA from Dimorphilus gyrociliatus, 3739 nucleotides. The record is from the annotation of a GenBank genome assembly. NCBI's taxonomy places the organism in Eukaryota, Metazoa, Annelida, Polychaeta, Dinophilidae.